AAGUCAAAGACAGAUCUUUGAAGCCAUUUCGGCCAUUGUGGAAAGUGGAAAGGACCUCGCCAAGAAAGGACAAAAUAAAGCAUUGAAAGACAAGGAAAAGGGACAAGACAACAACUGUCAAAUCUGCCAGUAACUCGCGAUUGUAGAGAUGGUCCAAUCGUGCUCAGCUUACGGAUGCAAAAACAGAUAUCAUAAAGACAGAAACAUUUCAUUUCACAAGUUCCCGCUAGCGCGGCCAGACGUGUGUGGGAAAUGGGUUGCAGCAAUGAGGAGAAACAAUUUCAAACCAACCAGAUACAGUAAUAUCUGCUCUCAGCAUUUCACUAAAGAUUGCUUCAAACCAGAGUGCAACAACCGAGUCCUGAAGGAGAAUGCUGUACCUUCUCUAUUCUGUUUCAGUAAACUACAAGUCAAGGCAGAGUCCUUGGCGGACCCGUUACCUCCAGAGAUGGACUUCUCUCUGACCCUCCCCUCCCUCCCCCUCUCUGACACAGAGGAGACCCAGCAGGAGAUACAGACAGAGACCCAUCACACUGUAGACCCCUUACCCCUGGUAGAGAACCUUCCCCACAGCAUGUCCAUCUCCUGUGACCACAACUACACCGUAGAGGACACGGUUCAGCAGAAGAAGAGGAUUGAGCAGCUGGAGGAACAGCUGGACAAGCUGAGGAAGAAGUUAAAGACCGUACAGCAGAAGUGUCGGAGGCAGGAGAGACAGUUGAAGAGGUUUAAGGCUAUCGGAGAGUUCCAGAGGAUGAACAGGGACCCGGCGCUAGGGGAGGGAUAUGUAAUUCUACCCCAACAGCUUUAUGACGCGCUCAAAGGGAUUGAGCCUGUAGAGGGUCCAUGAAGCCUCAAACACACCUAGCCUGGGUGCCAAGUCUGUGGAGUUGGCAAGACCACAAACCGGUCUGGGACCAGGCUGUAAUAGGCCAGGCUUACGGACCCUGGUUCUCUGGGUCUGCCUUCAGUGUAUUGGGGGAGGGCGGGGUUGUCCCAGGUUUAUCAGUCCCUGCUUUAUUAAAGGGUCAGUGUGAGGACUCUCACAUCACCUCUCCCAAUAGAGGUGUAGCGGAUGGCUAAGCUGUCUCCUACUACCUUUCUGAGACCUAUAGAACUACUGCCGUCCUGUAUCCAGACAUGUCUCGUCUAGGGGUCAGUGGUAUCUCGUCUAGGGGUCAGUGGUAUCUCGUCUAGGGGUCAGUGGUAUUGAUGGUGAUUUCCUGUGUUGUGUCCGUGUGGAACGUUGUAAUGCAAGCCGGUCGGGGUGUGUUCCACUUUUGUCACAGACAACCAACGACAGUAUUUUGUAGCAUUUCUAUUUCAUUUUCUUCAGGCUGUAAAGUUAAAGGGAAAAAUCCCCUCCAAGUACAAUAACUCUAUUUGAAGGGAUGGUUUUAGUGUGGUGGAGGGAGGAACACUUGUGUGUACUGUAUGUCAUUGUUUAGUAAUGUUAGUCAAUUUAUGCCUACUCCUGGACAAAAAAAAAUGGGAGGUUUGUAAUUGGCCGGGACUUUCUCUUCUACUGUAAUAUGAAAUCAUGUGACCCAACUGGUCAGCUGUCACUUUGACCUAUUGUUGCUGCUAGGCAACAACCUUGCAUCAGAGCAAAAAUGUUUCAAUAAAAAAUAGAAUUUUAAA
Molecule: messenger RNA, 1641 nt
Organism: Oncorhynchus mykiss (rainbow trout)
Lineage: Eukaryota; Metazoa; Chordata; Actinopteri; Salmoniformes; Salmonidae
Gene: thap1
Product: THAP domain containing, apoptosis associated protein 1
Biological process (GO): regulation of transcription by RNA polymerase II
Cellular component (GO): nucleus
Molecular function (GO): RNA polymerase II cis-regulatory region sequence-specific DNA binding; DNA-binding transcription factor activity
Source: RefSeq, a predicted model, not a curated record